Molecule: messenger RNA, 1947 nt
Organism: Purpureocillium lilacinum
Lineage: Eukaryota; Fungi; Ascomycota; Sordariomycetes; Hypocreales; Ophiocordycipitaceae
Biological process (GO): proline transport; amino acid transmembrane transport
Cellular component (GO): fungal-type vacuole membrane
Molecular function (GO): L-glutamine transmembrane transporter activity
Source: RefSeq, a predicted model, not a curated record
AUGGCCGACUUCGGCGGCGCAAACAGCUUCAGGAGCUUCGCCCGAAGCUGGCAGCGCGCCGCCAACUUCCACGAGGUGAUCCCCCGCCGCCCGAGCCUCGUCAUGGCCGGCGACGGCGACGACGACCACGGCGAGGCCAUCCACUACGGGAGGAGCGUCGUGAGCGACGUCGCCGCCACGCCGUACACGAGCCUGCUCGGCCAGCAUCUGGGCGCCUCGCCGCCGCAGCAACCGGGCUCUGCUGGUGCUGGCGGCGCUUCAGACGGGCCCAGUGGCGGCGGGUACGGGUACGGUUCGUCGGCAGUCAGCGGCGACUUUCGCGACCGCGAGGGCAAGGCCCUGGACGCCGAAAUGGCAUCGGGCGCGCUGCCCGCCGGCUCGCCGUCGAGUCGGUCCAGCAUCUUCGCCGUGCCGCCUCACCUGGCGACGCCGUCCGUCAUCGGCAGCUACGGCUCCUUCCGCAGCUCGCACUUCGGCACGACGCGCACGGCGCGGUCGCGGUCGUCGUUCAGCCACGGCAGCGGGUGGCGGAUCCUCGGCGUCGAGGGGGACGGCGACGUCGCUGCCGGCCUCGGUGGUGUCGGCCCCGGCGUCGAAGACGAGGACGCGGCCCUGGCCCUGGCCCUGGGCGAGGAUCAGCCCAUCCUCGUCAAGGAGGUCAAGCAGGGCGACAAGAUACUCCUGACGGUCGAGGGCCAGAGCACGCUGCCCCAGUCCGUCUUCAACUCCAUCAACGCCAUCAUCGGCGUCGGCCUGCUGAGCCUGCCCCUGGCCUUCAAGAUGAGCGGCUGGAUCAUCGGCCUGGUCCUCCUGACCCUCACGGCCGCCGUCACCGCCCACACGGCCAAGCUCCUCGGCCGCUGCAUGCAGUUCGAUGCCAGCCUCAUCACCUACUCGGACCUCGCCUACGUGGCCUUUGGUGCCAGGGCCCGCGUCGUCGUCUCGGCCCUCUUCACCCUUGAGCUCGUGGCCGCUUGCGUCGCCCUCGUCAUCCUCUUCGCCGACUCGCUGCACCUCCUCCUGCCCGGCGUCGCCACCGUCAACACCUGGAAGGCCGUCUGCGCCGCUCUGAUCCUCGUCCUCAACGCCAUGCCGCUGCGCUGGCUUAGCUACACGAGUGUCGUGGGCAUCUUUUCCACCUUUUGCAUCGUCUGCAUCGUCAUCAUCGACGGCCUCGUCAAAGAGCACGGCCCCGGCUCGCUGUGGGAGCCCGCUGCGACCUACCUGCUCCCUUCAAACUGGCUGUCGCUGCCACUUGCGUACGGCCUGAUGGCCAGCCCGUGGGGUGCUCACUCCGUGUUCCCUUCGAUCUACCGCGACAUGCGGCACCCUCACAAGUGGAACAAGGGCGUCAAUGCCACCUUCUCCUUCUCAUACGUCCUCGACACCUGUCUGGCCAUCAUCGGCAUCCUCAUGUUCGGCGACGGCAUUAAGGAUGCCAUUACGUCCAAUAUCCUCAAGACGGCGGGCUAUCCAGAGGCCCUCACCAUCCUCAUGUGCAUCUUCAUCGCCAUCAUCCCGCUGACCAAGAUCCCCCUCAACGCCCGCCCACUCAUCACUACGGCCGACGUCAUAUGCGGCCUGCACGCCACCCACCAUCAUCACCAUCAUCACCACCACCACCAUCACGCCCAGUCCGCCGCAGCCCGCCGAUCGCAUCUCGUCACCACCUCCCUUCGCGCCCUCGUCCGCGUCACCGUCGUCCUCGUCCUGCUCGUCAUCUCCAUCCUCUUCCCGGCCUUCGACUCGGUCUGCGCCUUCCUCGGCGCCGCCCUCUGCUCCCUCAUCUCCGUCAUCCUCCCCAUCUCCUUCUACCUCAAGCUCUUCUGGCACGACAUACCCCUACGCGAGCGCCUCGCCUCCUGGGUCCUCCUCGCCCUCUUCUCCGUCAUGGGCCUGGUCGGCACGGUCUGGACCUUUCUCCCCAAGCACCUCGUCGGCGCCUAG